Fundulus heteroclitus (mummichog) is the source of this 3352-nucleotide messenger RNA. RefSeq names its product proline dehydrogenase (oxidase) 1a (gene prodha). The record is from RefSeq and is a predicted model, not a curated record. Gene Ontology annotation, molecular function: proline dehydrogenase activity; FAD binding. NCBI's taxonomy places the organism in Eukaryota, Metazoa, Chordata, Actinopteri, Cyprinodontiformes, Fundulidae. Gene Ontology annotation, cellular component: mitochondrion. The transcript is spliced from 14 exons. The coding region runs from base 144 to 2024 and encodes 626 amino acids.
AGAUGAGCUGCAGCCGCACCGGCGUCGCGCGCUUCUUACAUAAUUACCGCCACACCAACAGCAGCAGCAGCAGCCAAGCUCCGAGGAACCGACAAAAACCCACCGCGCUUUAAACAAAAACAACAAAAAAAAGAAGGGAAAGUAUGUCCUACACAAGGUUCGUCGCGUCGUUUGCCCGAACACAGACGGGCAACAUCAACAAAAUCCGCGUUUCACCUUCGAGGUGUCGGCCAACCGUGGCAUCCCCGAAGAGCCAGGAAGAGAAGCAGCCGCGGCCGCUGGAGGAGGAGGGCUGCGCGCUGGUGGAAGCCGUCCCGGUGGAGCUCAUCAGCCAGACCAAAAACGCCAAAGACGUGCGUCUCAACCGGAUCCACGUCGACUUCGACAACACCGAAGAGGCAUACAAAAGCAAGAAUAACAUCGAGCUGCUGCGAAGUCUGCUGGUCUUCAAUCUAUGCACCAUUGAUUUCCUCGUUGAGAAGAACAAGGAGCUGAUGGAGCUCAGCAAGAAGCUGCUGGGUCAGCGGAUGUUCGAGAAGCUGAUGAAGAUGACGUUUUACGGCCAGUUUGUGGCAGGGGAAGACCACAACUCCAUCAAACCUCUGAUCCACAAGAACCAGGCUUUCGGCGUGGGCGCAGUCCUGGACUACAGCGUGGAAGAAGAUCUGACGCAAGAGGAGGCGGUGAAGAAAGAAAUGGAUUCCUGUGUUUCCGAAGCAGAAAAGGAAAGCCCAGGCACAGAUCAUCGGGAAAAGAAGUAUAAGGCCCAUCGGCGGUUUGGGGACCGACGUGGAGGCGUCAUCAGCGCUCGCACCUACUUUUAUGCCGACGAGGCCAAAUGUGACAAUCAGAUGGAGACGUUCCUAAACUGUAUUAAAGCGUCAGGUGGAGCUUCGACUGACGGAUUCUCUGCCAUUAAAAUGACUGCGCUUGGACGGCCACAGUUCCUUCUCCAGUUUUCAGAGGUCCUGGUUAAAUGGAGGAAAUUCUUUAACUUCCUCGCUGCACAACAAGGAAAAUCGGAGCUGACUGCGUUGGAGAAAACGCUGGAACUGGAGCAGCUCAAGGAGAGUUUGACUCAAAUGGGUGUAGGAGCCAAAGAUGACAUUGAGAACUGGUUCACUGGGGAGAAGCUGGGUUUGUCAGGAACAAUCGACCUGCUGGACUGGAACAGUUUGAUAAAUGACACAACAAAAAUGUCCAAUCUGCUCAUGGUGCCAAAUCUUGAGACAGGCCAGCUGGAAUCUCUGUCAAACAAAUUUACAGCCGAGGAGGAGAGCCAGAUGAAGAGAAUGCUGCAGCGAGUCGACAUUCUGGCAAAGCAUGCUGUGGAGAAUGGGGUGAGGCUAAUGGUGGAUGCGGAGCAGACGUACUUCCAGCCAGCUAUUAGUCGACUCACCCUGGAGAUGCAGAGGAAGUUCAACAGAGAAAAGCCAGUGAUAUUCAACACCUAUCAAUGUUAUCUCAAGGAAGCCUACGACAAUGUGACCCUGGACGUUGAGCUGUCCCGGCGAGAGGGCUGGUACUUUGGCGCCAAACUCGUCCGUGGAGCUUAUAUGUACCAAGAGAGAGCCCGGGCCCAGGAAAUUGGCUACGAAGACCCUAUAAACCCUGACUACGAAGCCACGAACAGGAUGUAUCACAAGUGUUUGGAGUAUGUCCUGGAGGAGAUUGAACACAACAGGAAAGCAAAUGUCAUGGUUGCUACUCACAACGAGGACACAGUGAAGUUCACUCUUGAAAAGAUGAACGAAAUGGGUCUGUCACCCACUGAGAAUAAAGUUUACUUUGGCCAGCUGCUCGGCAUGUGUGACCAGAUCAGCUUCCCGCUAGGUCAAGCAGGUUUCCCAGUGUACAAGUACGUCCCGUACGGCCCUGUGAAUGAGGUGAUCCCCUACCUGUCUCGCCGUGCUCAAGAGAACCGUGGCUUCAUGAAAGGAUCCCAGAGAGAGCGCAGCCUGCUGUGGAACGAGCUGAGGCGCCGGUUUCUGGGCGGCCAGAUUUUCUACAAGCCUGUCUACUGAAAAAACAUAAAGACUGUAAAUCUGUGAACAUUCCACUAGGAAGCACUGGCCUCUUGUCUUUGGAGGUAAAUUUAGUGUUUAGAAGAGAAAGAUUCGCUUUACUGAAAGCUGCUUCAGGUGUGAGAUUCUUAUUGAUGGAAUUACUUUGCUGUAAUAUAAAGAGCUGCGUAACACAUUGUGUAAUAUUUAGCAGCCUGGAUGAGAGGCAGUAAUAUGCAGGUGGGUUUAAGUGAUUGAAACGGUCAGUUUGGAAGAAUGCACAAAAAAUGUCUUCUUUUACGGAAGAUGAAUGCUGGUCCUUUCUAGCCUGGCCAGCCAGACUAACGUUUGCCUUUCUUUGAUACAUGUGAAAUCAGUUCGCUGUAUAGGAAAACGAAACUGAGUCUGGCUGGCCGGGCGAGGUCCUUUCUGAUGUUUGAGAAAGUGUGAAUACAAAUGUGACUUUUGUUUGAAGGCAAAAGCUUAGCUGUACAAAAAAAAACUGUCACCUAAAAGUGCCUUGUGAUUUUUAACAAGUCUAUGAACACAGUCAUUUCUUCCCAGCUUUGUGGCAGUAUAACACUCCAAGGGCCUUUUUAAUCUGUUUGUUUUGUAUGUUUAAUGCUGCUGUCUUUUUUUCUUUUUUUUUUUAGGAACAUUUUAUCGCAGUUCUUCUGCAGUAAUAUAAUAUUGAUAAAAUAAAAAUUGCUUAUAUCCAUGUUGGGUUUCAAUUUAUGCUUUGACUUUGUAAGCUGCGGGAACGUGUCAUUUUAAAUGUUGUUUAUUUUUAGGUGAAACAGUCUUAAAAGAGUGACUCCUUUCAGGGUUUUCAUGCUUUAAUGUUAGCAGGUACCAGAAGUUCUUGCUCUCGUUUUCUGCGAAGCGAUUAAGAUAUUCCUGUUAGCAAACAAUGACGGCAGUUGUUCAGAGAAAAACAGGACAGGAACUAUCAUGUUUCAGUAUAACUAACGCUUUUAUAAACGCUGUGGUUAAAAAUGCAGUUCUCCUGGAAAAGGCUGGAAUUAAUCGAAAACCAGCAACGGUAUUCAACCCAAAUGCUUUUGUGUUCAUCACUGAAACGGUCGUUGUGGCACAGGGAAUGUUUGGACAUGAUUAAAUGUUGUAGUUUACACAACAUUUAUAAUCACAUAUACAAAAGAGAUUAAGAGUUAGCAAUGACCUCAACAUCUUUGUUUAUUGGCAGUGGACCAAUAUUCUUACUAAAUCUGAUGUUAGAGUUUAUUUCUAAUAUGCAGUGAUACCUUUGUUGAAAUGAAAUUUAUAUUUUUGUGUGCCUUGUUUUUAAAUGUGAUUAUUAACUAAAUAAAAUAAAAUUUGAGCAAAAUUGA